Messenger RNA from Triplophysa dalaica, 2021 nucleotides. It is a transcript of the gene pick1, whose product is annotated as protein interacting with prkca 1. The transcript is spliced from 13 exons. NCBI's taxonomy places the organism in Eukaryota, Metazoa, Chordata, Actinopteri, Cypriniformes, Nemacheilidae. Gene Ontology annotation, cellular component: neuron projection; postsynaptic early endosome; trans-Golgi network membrane. The record is from RefSeq and is a predicted model, not a curated record. The coding region runs from base 170 to 1393 and encodes 407 amino acids. Gene Ontology annotation, biological process: dendritic spine maintenance; receptor clustering; positive regulation of receptor internalization. Gene Ontology annotation, molecular function: phospholipid binding; protein kinase C binding; protein domain specific binding.
GAGUUGGUGUUUAGAUGUGACAGCUGGAUGCUCCGUCAGAUUUCCGCUUUAAACAUUUUAAUCAGAAUUAUGCACUUUAACACGCACGUGUCUGUCUGAUCUUUAAGCUGUUAUCUACAGAGCGCAUUUCAAUGAAUGAAAAGAGAGCUUGAGACAGACACCAGCAGUGAUGUUUACAGACAUGGAUUAUGACCUGGAGGAGGACAAACUAGGGAUUCCUACAGUUCCCGGAACAGUGACCCUGAAGAAAGACCCACAGAACCUGAUUGGGAUCAGUAUUGGGGGCGGAGCUCAGUUCUGUCCCUGCCUAUACAUUGUACAGGUGUUUGACAACACUUCAGCCGCUCUGGACCGGACUCUGGCCGCCGGUGAUGAGAUCACUGGUGUAAAUGGCAAACCAGUGAAGGGAAAAACUAAAGUAGAGGUGGCCAAGAUGAUCCAGGCAGUUCAGGGUGAAGUUGUGAUUCAGUACAAUAAACUCCAGGCCGACCCAAAGCAGGGCAAAUCUCUGGAUAUCGUUCUGAAGAAGGUGAAGCAUCGUCUGGUGGAGAACAUGAGUUCAGGAACAGCAGACGCUCUUGGUCUCAGUCGAGCCAUUCUGUGUAACGAUGGUCUGGUGAAGAGGCUGGAGGAACUGGAGAAAACUGCAGAACUGUAUAAAGGUUUGAUGGAACACACGAAGCGGUUGCUCAGAGCUUUCUAUGAGCUCUCUCAGACACACAGAGCGUUUGGAGACGUGUUCUCUGUCAUCGGCGUCCGUGAGCCGCAGGCCGCAGCCAGCGAGGCUUUCGUGAAGUUCGCUGAAGCUCACCGGAACAUGGAGAAGUUCGGCAUCCAGCUGCUGAAGACCAUCAAACCCAUGCUGCACGAUCUGAACACGUAUCUGCACAAAGCCAUUCCAGACACCAAACUCACCAUCCGCAAGUAUCUGGACGUCAAGUUUGAGUAUCUGUCGUACUGUCUGAAGGUGAAGGAGAUGGAUGAUGAGGAAUACAGCUGUAUCGCUCUGGGAGAUCCGCUGUACCGCGUCAGCACCGGUAACUACGAGUACCGUCUGGUUCUGCGCUGUCGUCAGGAAGCUCGCGCUCGAUUCGCCAAAAUGCGUAAAGACGUCCUGGAGAAGAUUGAGCUGCUGGAUCAGAAACACGUUCAGGACAUCGUCUUCCAGCUGCAGCGCUUCGUCUCGGGGAUGUCUCGUUACUAUGACGACUGUUACGGCGUUCUGAAAGAGGCAGACGUGUUCCCCAUCGAGGUGGAUCUGUCCAGAACCAUGUUGAACUACGGCGGGCAGAACCUCUCGUAUGAGGACGAGGAAGAGGAGGAGAACCAAGGAUUAGAAGAGGAUCUCCAGCAGACUGAGAAUGGAGCGGAGAAACUCAUUGAUGAUGAAUGAACGAGUGAACCAAUGAAUGAGUUAAUAAAGGAGUAGUUCACACUAAAUCGGUCCUCUAACUUUUAGGGUGAACUUCUCCUUUAAACUAAAUGAAUGAAUCAGUUAGUGAAUCGCUUUAAUGAACGAACGGCUGGUGAACAGGUGAAUGAAUGUGUUUGCUGUGGGCUUCAGUUUGGGUUUAAAAGUGGACAAAUAUUGAAGUAUUUGCAUUAUUUUGUUUGUAGUUAAAGCAUUUCAAAGGGAAAGGACCAAAACUCUGAUGAAGUCUUAACAGAUUUCAUGGGUUCAUGUGUAUUUGCACACAAUUGAUCUUCUGCCUUAUUGUUUAUUUCCGUCACUUAGAAACACUGGAGGAAUAUAUGUGAAAGUUCUUCUGAUCUGCAUUUGUCAGUGUUGUUUCUGUUUCUGUCUUGUUUGUUUUGGGGGUUUUGAUGGGAUUUGAAUCUUUUGUGGUAUUUUCAGGAUGAUGUUGUUGUGAGAGGGUUGAGGAUGUGAGUUACUGUCAUGAAUCUUCUGUAUUCUUUAAAUUAUCAAAUGAUGAAGGUGAAGAGAAGCAUUAUUUAAACAAGAGUAAAACGUCUGUGAAAUCUGUUAUAUGCAAAUGAAAAUAUAAAUCUAACUUUAUUGA